CGUCGCCUACUAACUACAAGCCUCUAUGAAGAUUGUAAAGACUGCAUAACUUGGAUUUUCUUCAAAGUCUUGGUUUCGUGGGUUGUCAAGUGGGGGUUCUUUUAAGAGCAAGCCGAUUAGAGGUGGUAGAAUGGACGUAGAACCACCGGGUCGAGUUGAGAGAGAUGGAAGGGCGCAGGUUCCGGGCGAUUACCGCCUGGAAGAGGAAAGGGUUAGAGAGAUGGUAAGGGCAUGUUUCGAGGAAGGUAUCCUUCCAACGAAUAUUGACCCCGGAGAGAUGGAGGUGAGUGGAAGGGAGGUGAAAUUCACUCUCAACGCCUCCUUGGAUGAGAUUAAAAUCCGAUGGCUAAAAGAGAGAACAGUCAUGGUGAUUUUUCGCGAUGGGGCUAGGUUUCUGCCAAAAAAAGUGAAAGAAGACGUAGUCAGAGCGUAUGAGGACGUGUGGAUUCGAGACGACGUUUUCGAGGAGGAAUUUAAAAGGGGUAGGAUUAAGGUGGAGAGCCCGAACGCCGUGUCGUAUGUUCCAAGGGCACAGGAGAUCACUGAUUGGAUGUUGCAGAAGAAGUCUGACUUCAUCGACUUGGCAUGCACCACGUAUCGAACUGAAUUUAAACCGUGGUUGGCUCGGGCCGAAAUCCGAGAUUGGCGACAACUGGUGGACCAGAAUGCUUUUUGGGUGGUUGCUGUCGGCAUCCCUCUGGAUGAAAUGCCAUCCAUCCAUGUUCAUAUUGAGAAAGCGAUAGGGAAGGUUAUUAAGCAACACAAGCCAGAGGCGGACGAGUCUGAUCCAAAGCUGGUCAACUUGAGGUUUGACGUUGAUCCCGCUUGCAAGAGCAAUAUGAAGGAUAAGUUUUCAAUUCAAACAUGUCAAGGAGAUAUCCUGGAGGUCAAGUUGGUCGGUCCGGAGUUAGAGUGGUGUAAGCGGUGUCGCUCGUUCUUUUACACGGAAGACAACUGCCGGCGACCAGGCAGGGGAGCUCAAGGUGGAAUCAACAACAACCAGCCUCAAGCUUCUACAACGGGAUCUCGACAACCAAGACCAAGUUAUAAGGGGACACGGCAAGCCCCGGGGGCAGCCUCUCAGCCGACGGUGCAACCGACUAUUACUCCUCUGAACGUGAAGCAGCAUCCAGUUAUCAGAAUGAACCCUACCUUCUCACCUUCGGGACGGCAGGUUCAGCAGCAUGGAGUUCCACUUCAAGGCACAGGUCAAGGACAAGCCUCCUCGGUCGAAGCUGCCUGGGCAGCUUACUUCAGGAGUUUUCCUCCACCGUUGGGGGCGGGUUUGCAACCCGGUAUGGGGCCAAUGCAAUACCAGAUGGGGAUGAGCCCAUCAGUGUUAAAUUUGCACGCCUUCUCCUUGUGGGUGGCUUCGGUCCCCUUACAGGAAGGAACCUUAGGAAACGAAGAAGCUAUGCAGAUGCAACAGUUGGUAUCACCUGCAGGGAUGAGCCUCCCAGUUGCAAGCGGAAGUCGCGUACGUGGCAAAUCCCCUAGGAAACAACGGAGGGUCAGUGAAGGUGACGUAGACAUCCAAGUGGAUAUUCAGACGAAAAAUUCUGGUAGCUCUACAGACUCCCAAGCUGCUCCGUCAACAGCAGGCAAGCGGAAAUCCACUCGACUUCGAAUGAAUGCCUUGUCAAAACGCCAAGCCGUAGUUGAAUCUAGGGCCCAGUUAUGUGUCUAUGCUGCCACCUAUUACCAGUACAUCCUUACUACAAGGAGACCUGGUGAGGAUCUUACUGAGAACCUUUCCGAAGGUUCCUCCCACUGGGAUCAGUAUGUCGUUAGACUAUCACCUCAAGGCAAAUUGGAUAUGGAUCGUCUGAUUACGAUAGAGGAAGCUUGGGAAGCAUCGAAGGCUGUGGCCAAAGCGGGUAUCUUGUCGCAUCCUCUCCUUCUAUUCCGSCGGGUCGGACCGAGCGAGACRACAAMGAUGAAGACGGCAAUGAAGCUCGUCGCCCUAAUCGUGGCUUUGUCUUUCUUCAUGAGCGYCARCCCUCGCGCGUCCAUGGCGAAGGCCGYSUUCAUGAGCGCCGCCCCUAGCGCGGCUGCCCCUAGCAYGGCUGCYGCUAGCGGGGCUGUCCCUAGUGCGGCGAUGGCGAAGACAGGCAAGGACGCGAAAGUGUUCGAGAUUCUUAAGAACGAGUCGCACUUUUCCAUGUUCUACAAGGCGCUGGUGGAUACCACRGAAAUCUGGAAMGUGGAGGGGCGCACGGUGCUCGUCGGCGAGCAAUUGAUCCUGUUCGCUCCCACGAACGCGGCCUUCAGUACUGCGCUCAGCGAGGAGGUGAUGACGUGUCUGCAAAACGAGCCCGGUCAGGCGACCCUCGCGAGUUUCUUGAAGUACCUUCAGGUUGUCGUUCCCAGCAAUGCCACCGCCCCGCAGGUGAAAACUCCGAAACAGCURCUCAAGGUGACCAAGGACGGCUUUCUGUGGACGGUUGGGGGCAAGGGCAUCGCCGUCACCAAGGACGUGGAUGGCUCGAUCAGGCUGACAAGGGACGACGGAGUGGACAGCGUGACAGUCCAGGAAGCCAGACCCACAGACCCCACGKUGACGCUCAUUCCGCUUGAGGACGCCGUCGUCGUCGACGAGGACGUGGGUAACACGAUCUUGAGCAUGUGUUUUGGCGAAGAGCCGUCCCAGUCGUCCACCGCAGCACCCUCCAGCGGCUCCCUCCCUGCGCCGGAACUGUCUUCCGAAGACUCGGACGCUGCCUCCUCGGAAUCUGCGACGCACGUCGAUUCCUUCAGAAGGCUGUGGGAGUUGCUUUUCUAAGGACAUUCACAUUUUCUGGACAGGUUUAGUUCGCCAACCUGCAAGUAUGGCUUGCAUUCGUUAUCCUCUCCAGGUUUAGUUCGCCGACCUGCAAGUAUGGCUUGCUUUUCUAAGGACAUUCACAUUUUCUGGUCAGGUUUCGUUAUCCUCAUUUAGAAUGUAUUUCAUUCGACAUUUCUUGAGGGGAAAUAAAGGCAUAUUUAUACA
Molecule: messenger RNA, 2989 nt
Organism: Chara braunii
Lineage: Eukaryota; Viridiplantae; Streptophyta; Charophyceae; Charales; Characeae
Source: the annotation of a GenBank genome assembly